AUGGCGUAUGGCGGUGGGUCAAAGAGAAAGAGAAGUGAUAGGAGCAUCCCCGGCGAUGAAGGAGCACGCGCUUCGCCGCAUCGACCUCAAGAUCUGGAUCUUGCUCGACAAUCACAGUCACAAUCUCCCUCCCAGAAUCGAGACGAUGGUGGUGCAAGAACGACGAGACGACAGAUUAGAGGUGUGCGCAAUGCUAGCCAACAGCAAGAGGAGGACAAUAUGGCUGCUACAGGCAUUGAAGCACCAACUAUCGAAUCAUCCACUCCACCGGCUCCUGCACCUGUCCUUGAGGCCCCUUCCACGAAUGGGCAAUCAGACACAUCCAAUAUGCCGCCUCCACCUCUGCCUUCUGGACACAAUGGUGAAGCGAGCGUGGUCUACGAUUACAUCACCGACGACGUGGUUCAAGACUGGCCAGGUCAAGGAAGGGAGAAGAUAAAGACGAAAGUCCUGGAGACCUACACAGACACUACCGACAUCACACUGAACGUGAUCGUGGAAGAGUUGUUGGAAGCAGCCACGAUUGGCCGGAUUGACCCUCAUGAAGCUGGACUGCUCGUCAAAGAAUGCAUCGACGACACUUCAUCCACUGCACAAGCAAUCAAUCCUGUCCAAGAUGCUGUUCUCGGUGCAGUUCACAUACUUUUCGCAGAAGAGUUUUCGAAUCCUCACAUUGCUGAAUUGGCUCUGUUCCUCUCCGCCGCCGAUAUUAGUAUGGGUAUCCUCCGUCUUGAGCUUGAGGCCAAAUUACUGGAGCAGCUGAACCUUAUCCGCGACAAAUUUCACAAAAGAUUCAUUGUCAAGCAGACUAGCGCCCUGUAUAAACAGGCGAACUACAAUCUCCUACGGGAGGAAUCAGAAGGUUUCUCAAAACUCUUGACUGAAUUGUUCACAACUGCCACACACGAACCGCCCACUAGCGAUGCUGUCAACGGCGCCGUGGAGAAGGUGAAGGCUAUGAUCGGCGCCUUUAACCUCGACGUCGGCCGCAGCCUGGAUGUUGUCCUUGACGUUGUCGGUUCCUCAGUUGUUAGACAGUCACGUUUUUUCGUCAAAUUCCUUAGAGCUAGUCCGUGGUGGCCAAGGAUAGAGGGCGAUCAACCGUCAUCUGGAACGUUCGAUAUCACGGGUGGUCUUCCGGCAUGGGCAUUGCCUGAAAACAUACACGCUGAACUGACACCAGACCAGCGAGCACAGCAAUUGAAGCUUGCCGAGGAACGUGAUCUACACUUCUGGAACCAGGCGCGUCAUGAAGGUCUGCGUGCCUACUUUCAACUCGGUAGACAUCGGUCCUUCACCAACGACCAUAGGCGGCCUUCUACAGAUGAUGCAAACCUAAAAUAUGUCGAGGAAACAGGCACAAUACCUCAUUCUGGUAGCCGUGAAGCUGCUCAGCUCCUUGGCUUUAAGCUUCGCUUCUACGCUCAGGACGCGGAGGGUGAUAGUGCUGACGGUACUCCCCCAAAUCUAAUCUACCUAGCCGCCUUGCUGAUCAAGAUUGGCUUCAUAUCUCUGUAUGACCUCUAUCCGCAUUUGUGGCGGUCUGACGAGAACAUGGAAGCGCUGAAAGAAUUGAAAACGAAAGAGAAAGAGCAGAGAGAUCGAGCUGCUCGACCAGGCGCGGGCGCCUUGAAUGCGCUUGCGAGAGCAGGCGCUCUUCCUGACGACGAGAAACCAUCUGCUGUUUCCAGACUUAAGGACCAAGGAACACGUGCUAGUACCCCAAACGAGUCUGAAAAAUCUGCUUCGAAGGAGCCAGCAGUUGAAAAACCUGAUCAAAAAGUCAUGUUACUUCAGAGUCUGCUUGCCAUCGGUGCUUUGCCAGAAGCCUUGUUCAUCCUGGGUCGCUUCUCGUGGAUGACGGACCUGAUACCCGAAUUACCAGAGUAUAUCAAUCGCAUAAUACAUCAUUCUCUCAGCCACAUCUACGACAACUUGCGACCCCUGAAAUCGGCAUCCUCUCUUCAAGCCCAAAGACCAACCUAUGAAGCAGAUACGCCGGGUCUACAAAGAGGCUACGCGACACUCGAGCAGGCUCCACUUAGAAGAACACUGCGAUGGCCAUUGCUCGACAGGGACGAUGCUGAAGCUGAUGGCGUUAACUACAAAUUCUACUGGGACGAGUGGAGCGAUAAUGUUCCUAUGUGCAGAACAACCGAGGAUGUAUUCACACUUAGCAAGACAUUGCUGCCUCUAGUUGGCGCCAAAAUCGGCCAGGACACCUCGCUUAUCUUAAAAUUUACUCGCAUCGGCAAGGCCAGUCUUCAAGACGACAAUUCCCAAGAGAAUAGAGAUCGUUGGCUCGAUCUGAUCAAGCGUAUUCUGCUUCCAUCGCUCAGCCUCACAAAGUCAAAUCCCGGAGUCGUUAACGAGGUAUUUGAACUGGUUAGCACAUACUCCACCGAAACUCGAUACCGAAUGUAUCUUGAAUGGUCGAAAGGAGACACCUCAAGGACAGAUGACAUGCGAUCAGCCUUCGAAUUGGCGAGAGCCGAAACGAGGGACGUCCUCAAGAAGAUUUCGAAAACAAACGUCAAACCGAUGGCGCGAACUCUAGCCAAAAUCGCCUAUGCAAAUCCACAUGUUGUCAUUACUGCAGCGCUGCCCCAGAUCGAGUCUUAUGACAGUAUUGCAGACGUCUUUGUGGAAGGCUCGCGGUAUUUUACAGAUCUUGGUUAUGAUGUUUUGACGUGGGCGCUGGUCGAAUCGAUGGAAAAGGACAAUCGUGUGGGUGUACAAGCUGAUGGUAUCUUCACUAGCAAGUGGCUUACGGCUCUUUCUCACUUCAUUGGAAAAGUCUACAAACGACACAACCUCAUGAAGCCGGGACCUGUUUUACAAUACGUCGCUAAGCAGCUUUAUAAGGGCAAGAACAUCAACCUGAUCAUUCUUGAGCAGCUGAUCGUUGCUAUGGCUGGUAUUGCACCCGACACUGAUUACAAUGACACGCAAUUAGUUGCCAUGGGUGGUGGCCCCCUCCUACAAUCUCAGACAGUUCUUCAACUGCUGGAUCAGAGGCACAAUCUGAAGGCUACGGCAAAACGUCUGAUCAAAGCUCUCCAGGAUUGCGACUUGGUAUCCAAUCUGUUACUUUCUAUGGCGCAGCAGCGACAGGCAUGCGUAUUUCAAGAGGGCGAUGCUCCUCUGAAAGCCGUGGGCCAUAGUUUUGACGAGAUUACUCGAGUAAUGGCUCAGUAUCUGGAGUUGCUCAAGACGAACAUGUCUAUUGACGAAUUCCAGAAGUCGAUACCCUCAACCGUCGUCAUGCUCAACGAGUGGGACGUCCCCGCAGAGAUCGCGUUUUGGAUUGGCCGACCAACAAUUCAGAGACAGAUCAAUGACUUUGACAAAGACAACACUACGAAUGGUGCUUUGAAAGAUGCAAACGGCGACGUCGACAUGAAAGAGGAAGAAGAGGCUUCCGAGGAAGACGGCGAAGCUAUCGAAACUGAAGAUGUUGCGACUAGUGCUGCCACCCCGACCGAAAUUGAGAUGACAGGCAAUGCGGACGACAGCAUGGUAGAUGAGGAGCAGACGACCAACCAGCAAUGGCAUCCCGUGCUAAAGGACAUUAUGAAUGAGAUUGAACCUCGUCUUCCAAGUGAAGUGGUCGAUCUAAUUGGCGUUGGCUUCUACGUCACGUUUUGGCAGUUGUCCUUGUACGAUAUCAGUGUCCCUAAAUCUUCGUAUGGCGACGAGGUCAAUCGCAACAAGAAGAAGAUCACAAGCAUUAUGGCCGAUCGCACCAACAUUAGCAGUUCUGGAGCCAAGGCCCGAGAGAAUCAGGUGAAGGCUUUGGAACUGCUCAACGACGACCUUUUGUCAGAAAACAGACAGCAUCUCAAAGCCUUCUAUGAGAGCAAAGCUCGGUUGACCAAGGAAAAAGACCAGUGGUUCGCUGCUAAGAGCCGCGUCUCCAAGGAGUUAAACUAUGCGUUGAUGGAAUACUGCUUCUUACCGCGAAUAUUUCUCUCACCACUCGAUGCAUACUUCUGCUUCAAGUUCGUCAAGAUGCUCCACAGUCUGGCGGCUGCAAACUUCAGGACCUUGGGCUUUUACGAUAACCUGUUUAAAGCAGAAAGACUAUCGUCGCUCUUCUUCAUGUGCACCUCAAAGGAAGCCGACAACCUUGGAAAGUUUCUGUGUGAAGUGUUAAGAGACUUGUCUAGAUGGCACAAUAGCAAGCAUACCUACGAGCAAGAAGCUUUUGGUAUUAGAAAACAUCUACCUGGCUUCGCUUUGCGAGUCGAAAAUGGUAAGCCUCAAAAAUUGCUGGACUACGACAAAUUCCGUGACGUGCUCUUCAAGUGGCAGUCGGCUCUUUACUCAGCUUUGGUCAAGUGCCUGGGGACAAACGACUACAUGCAUGUACGAAAUGCUAUCUCGAUCCUCCGUACACUUUCACCUGCUUUCCCAGUUGUCGACUUUCAUGGCAGAUCUUUGCAGAAAGCUGUUGACAAGCUGCGAGAGUCUGAUCGGGAGGACCUCAAGGUCGCCUCACAAGCACUACUUGGUACUUUGACCCGUCGGCAGAAGGAAUGGAUUAGUCCAGAAGUGUUCCGGAAGGGACCAGGCGCAGUGGCGGAGAAAUUGACUGACACACCAGAACCCAUAAAAGAGGAGUCGAAGCCUCAGAUCCAGGCACCAGCUAUCAAGAACGUGGACACCAUGACUAGAGACACGCCUGUCAGUAAGCCUGAGCGGUCAAACACACCAUCUCUCAAGGACUCUGACAAGACGCCUUCGAGAGAUGGUAGAAGUUCUUCGCGCACGAACACACCAUUACCUCCACGCCCUUCACAAGACACUAGCACACUCCGUCCUUCAAGGCCUGAAAGUCGGCCACACGAUCUGCCUAGAAGAGUUUCACCACCUCCUCGCUUCAACUCUUCCAGUAAUCUCCCUCCUCGCGCUGACGUGGACGUUCGCAAUGGGUAUCGAGACUCAAGAUCUGGUCGCCUACCAGCUGGUGAAUCGCCUCGUCCGGAGAGCCGCACUGACAGCAGACCGGAGUAUCCGCCUCGACAUGCACCUCGUGGAUACGAAAUACCUCCGGAUCCUACACAACGAUAUCCUCCUCGAUCGUCGGAUCGUCCUAGCAUGCUCGACCGUGAUGAGAGACCUGUUCGCAGGGAACAUGAUGCAAGACACGAUCCGCGAGCAGCACAUGACGAAAGAAGAUAUAACGAACGUGAUCCGAGGUCAGAUCGUGACCCACGAGCUGACGUUCAUGGACGACCCGAAAGAGAUGUACGGCAUGAUAGAGAAUACGGACGACCUCUUGAAAGAGAGCAUGGUCGAGCCCCCGAACGACACGAACGGCCGGAGCGUGAGUAUGAACACUCUAGCAGACGAAGAGAUGAGGCACAAUUUUCCGGUCGUAGGGACGAUCCAAGAGACGGACCAACAUCAGGUAGAACACCAACAGCUCCGCCUGCACCUCAAGCUCCCGCGAUCAACCCAGCCAGAGCUGCAUUAAUCCAAGCCAACGAUGAGCAACCUAGCAUAUCCAUACGCGGUCAAGCGCAGGAUCGAGCACGUUCGUCAAGACCGGCAUCGCCAAGACGUGAAGACGAUCGCAAGCACGUAGCUCGUCACGAAAGAGAAGGACGGCACGAUCAUAGGGCCGAUCAAGAGAGAAAUGCUCCAAUGUCAGCACCACCUACAAGGAAUCUGCCCUCAGCAGGACCACCACCACGAGAUGGUCGCAAUCAAGGUAGACCUCCUGUGGACAUGUCUCAUGGCCGUCUUGAGCAAGAGAGCUCGCAUCGACCACAGUCUCGCACGGAGCGUGGACCUGAGAUGGAACCACCAUCUGGACCUCGAAGUCGGCCUUCUAACCCAACAUUACGCAACGAGGCUGUACCAGCAGCACAUGCUUCUCCUCGACAGCCACCUUCGGGUCCUGGCAGACAUUCCCGUUCUGGCUCUUAUGUUGAACCAGCAGUACCACCAGUGACUGCCGACACUAGCGGGGUGCACCCUAGUCGGAUGAGUAACCUACCGCUAGCAGAACAGCCUCGAAACAUCAGGCCACCACCAUUGCAGACUGCUCCCCCGUCGGGGCCGCGAGGAGCGCCAACAGGACCGGCAUCUGCAAGUAUACCAUCGCCGAAUACGCGUGGACCUCCUUCUGGUCCACAGGCAGAUACUCCUGCGGGACGUGGUCAACGGCAUCCUGUGGCUGCAGUUAACAACACCCUUGCGCAAGCAGCCAGUGGACCAAGAGGUGGUGGUGGUGGUGGUCGAGGAAGAGGAGGCGUGCGGCAGAAUAGUGUCUCGUACAACAAUGGCAUGCCGCCAUCACCAGUCGGUGGUCCACCAAGUCAAGGAUACAAUAAUGCUCCGCAAGAUCUCAUCAAGAAUCCCAAUGGUAUGCCUGUACAGCCUAGAGGACCUUCGAAUAGACCUGACUUGCGGGGAGAGGAUGGAUCAAGGUCGACACGAUCCCAUCAACACGAUGAUCGAGGUCACAGGAAUGAGCGAGAAGGGGGCUACAAGCAAGAUGAUGGCAGGAGAGAUCGAGGUCCGCCUGGUGGAUCACGAGAGGAUGGUGCAUCACGUAAUGGACCAAGAGGAUACCCAAGAGGUCCCAAUCCCAACGGACCUGGCGAUGACGGACCCCCAAGCAGGAAACAUGCGAGAGACGAGAGCAGUAAUGCACCAUAUAGUGGUGGUCGUGGUGGCAGAAUUGCAAGUGAGUCAAAAAGACCGAGACGUGGCGGUUAG
Molecule: messenger RNA, 6729 nt
Organism: Lithohypha guttulata
Lineage: Eukaryota; Fungi; Ascomycota; Eurotiomycetes; Chaetothyriales; Trichomeriaceae
Gene: RLR1
Product: THO2 plays a role in transcriptional elongation
Exons: 1
Coding region: 1-6729 (2242 amino acids)
Biological process (GO): mRNA processing; mRNA export from nucleus
Cellular component (GO): THO complex part of transcription export complex
Molecular function (GO): mRNA binding
Source: RefSeq, a predicted model, not a curated record